UAGGUGUGCGCGCGAGCUACGGGCGAUCAUUUUUCACGGUCCAGUUGUUGCCACCAUAUCUCUGGACAAGGAUCGUGUGUCGCGUAGCCAUGCCUCGUAACCAAAUGUGAUUACUGUCGAACUGGGAAACGUUUUCCUUUAACAAUGAAAGCUCAACGUCUCAAGAAAACAACGACGAUCGACGUAGCUUCUUAAAGCGAAUUCGCCCCCCUAAGCUCAUUCAAAGGAUUACAUUUUUUUUUUCCAAACCGAGCCUAAAGACAAAACAUUCUGAGAUGACCCAAAGAUGAGAAAAGUAUUUUGAGAGGAGUUGACAUUUGACGGGCCCAGGUGUGUGUAAAGUAGGACCUGGCCCAGGUGUGUGUAAAGUAGGACCUGGCCCAGGUGUGUGUAAAGUAGGACCUGGCCCAGGUGUGUGUAAAGUAGGACCUGGCCCAGGUGUGUGUAAAGUAGGACCUGGCCCAGGUGUGCGUAAAGUAGGACCUGGUCUUACCUUCUUAGUCUUAGCACGAUGGACGGACUAGAGGAAAAGAUUGUGACGGACGUGUACGGGCUAAAUUCUGAUUCGGAAUCGGACAGCAGUGAUAAUCCAUACAAUGUGGAUACGGCUGUGGAUGGGUAGGUUGUGGAUAUGUUGAUGGAUGGAUUGUGAAUGCAUUAGGGGGGGGGUAGGUUGUGGACUAAUAUAAAUUAGUGAAUAGGACAAGUCGGUUGAAAGUAUGGAUGGGUCAGGUAUAAUAGUUUUAUGGCGCUAAGAUAGGUAGGUUCAAGGAGUUGGUAUGUAUCGGUGCGUGGCAAGUUAGCUAUGCACAAGGGAUUGGGAUAGUGUCUGCGUGGGGUCAGAAGAGAUAUGUUAUGUUUAUGGGAUAGUUAGCUGUAAUAUAUAUAUCAUUGAACAGAUAACUAAUUGGGAUAGAUUCAGGGAAUAUAUAUGACUAUUGGAUAGUUUCAUUGAAUAGAUAUGUCUAUGGAAUAGUUUCAAUUUAAAUAUAUGUUAUAUUGGAUAUAAUAACGAAAUAUAUACAAUAUAUGUGUAUGGGAUAGACGAACGUAAUAUAUGCCAUAUAUGACAAAUGUGUGCUGGAUUGUCUGUUUUAAGCAACUUACACGAUGGUGGAAAGGGAAAGAAGAAAGGAGAAACAAAACAUUCACAAAAGCAAUGGCUGACAGUGUUGUUGUUUUAACCAGGGGGUUUUCGUGUCCCUAUAGCUUUUGUUGGGGUGUGUGUGUGUCAACCGAUUGUCCGCCUGCUCUCUAGGCAUUAAGAGCACAGAGGGCACCAAAUAAUAUAGAUUGUGGGGUCAGAGGUCAUAUCUCUAAAUGACCAAUGACGCCUAAAGCACCGAAGCGAAACGGUUUCCUUAAAACUGUGACCACGGGGCAGGGAAAAAAAACAAACUUGUAAUCAAUUCAAACCAUGACCAGUGACCAUGUCCACACAUUCUCUCCCCAGAUCUGCCCCAGUCAAAUAUUUCACCCACGAGUUGUCCUUCAGAGGAAGACUACGUAGAUUUUUUAUACGAAACUCGUCUACACGUGAGUAAAAUUGAAUGCAGUUCUUAAUCAUUAGUAGGCCUACCUCUAUUUGAAUAAUUUCAUUUGAUCUUAUCUUGGCUUAGGUAGGUUCUCCCGCGUAAACCGUUUUUGUGUGUGUUUGAGUUUGUGUAGCUCGUCCCAAGUUUAUGCUUUUAUAUAAAUUUUCUGUAGGUGGCAGAUCCGUGCGUGGGGGUUGGAUUGUGGCACCCGCCCAGGGUGCCAUCAUAAGAGGGUGUCAUAAUCGUCAAUUUUUAUGCAAAAACACCAGUUUUCAUAGCUCAAACUUUUUAUUCAGUGGGCGCCUAAAUUCAGGUUUUGUCCUGGGCGCAGAUUCUGCUUGCCCCGCCCUGGUAGCUCGAUGAGGUAGAAUGAGAAAAUGAAGUUAUAAAUAUCUAUCUCAAUGUUUGGACUACGAACAACGUUUUGCACUAUUUAAUUGACCAUAGCAGUCAAUUGGACGUAUUCACACCCCCACACCCCCCCCCCCCCCCCCCCCCCCCCCCCCAACCACCACCACCACUUUGACAUGUUUCGCUGCUCUUGGUCGGAAACACGCGAAAUUCUGAAUCUAGAGCUACUGAAAUAAACCCCAGCAUGCAUUAAAUAAUAGAUGAACACGAAUCCAUUGGCUUGGGUUGGUGGAGGGGGCAGUGCCUUUUAUCUUCUAUAAUUGAUAUUUGAGGUGUGACAUUUUCGACCAACUGCUGAUUUUUUACCUGAGGAUGAAGGUGGGGGCGGAAAAAUUAUUGUCCCACCCCUAACGGCAAUAACCCUAAUUUCGACAAUGCACAAAUCAUUUACAGAGACAGAUGUUCUGUUUAAACUUUUUAAUACGUCCUCAAGUGAUGCAAGUUAAAACUUGUAUUGUAAAAAUGCAUUUAUUUAGGAUAAUAUACGGGGACAGUAAAUUUAUAGAGCUAUAACUAGGGGGGCACGUUAUAAGUGGCGUCGGGCUAUUUCGGCCUUUUUUUUUUUUAAACCUCCCCUCCCUUAUCGCACAUCGUCACAAAUUGUGCCCCCCUCACCUUUCUAUGCGUGACGUCAUUUAAGGAUGGCCACCAUGGCUGAGAGCACUUCAUCUAAUUUUAUCCUCAAACUCCUCGGAUGUAAUGCAGUGGCCAUGUUGACAUUCGGGGGAAUUGAAUGAGCCAUUUCUUUUUACUCUCUGUGCAUCCGCAUCCAUUUCUUUCCUCGGCAAACAUUGCAUUGUCGUGCUGAAACAAACAUGCCAUUGUCGUGUCAAUGAAGCGAUUCUUUGAUCACAGUUCAGAUCCUAUUGCCACGGUUGCCUCAACGACUAAAACUAUAAGUUAUAACUCAUCCUGCCUGGCAGUUGUCUUGGUAGCCAUGGGCUAUUUAUUUAUUGGUUCAGGAUUAUACGUAAAAAUAUUUUGAAAAAAGGGGUUUGGGGGGGGGGUCAUUGGUAGCCAUAUCACAUAAAAACGGGUGGGUGGGGGUGAUUGGUAGCCAUACCACAAGAAAGGGGGGGGGGGGGGGUCAUUGGUAGACAUACACACAUGGGCGCCCGCAGGUAGGAGCAAGGGGGGCACUUGCCCCCCCCCCCCGAUUGAUUGGAUAAAAAAUUUUUAGACAAAAAUAGACACAAAAUUUAUUAAAGUAAAGAGAAAAUAAAGAGAAAGUAACUAAGCUGAUGUCCUGUCCGUUCGUUCACCAUACAAAUAGGCUACAGUAAAUUAAAACUAUAUUAAAACAUUACUAACAAUUUUUGCCCCUCCCUAGAAAGUUAAUCGAUUUUUUGCCCCCCCCCCCCUAGAAAGUUUUCUGCGGGCGCCUAUGCAUACACAUACAAAAAGGGUGGGUGGGGGGUCAUUGGUAGCCAGACCACACAAAAAAGGGUGCAACUGUUAACCUCAUGUAACUAAAAACGUUUGAUGAAAAGAUAAUACUCAUUACAAUUUGUAUUUGUUUUAAAUUGUUGUUUUUUCCUUUAUAUUUAUUUUAUAGUCUAACACUCUUUAGAUUUUUGUUUUUUAAAUUGUGGAAUAAUAUGAACGAUUAGAAUCCACGAAAUAAUUAAAAUUGGUUGUAUAGAGAUUAUUGGUUAUCCAAAAAAUCUUAUAGGCCUAAUAAACUUAUAAGGCAUAAAUUAAUAAGAGUCUAAAAAUAUUGUAGGGAAAACUUAUUUGUAUCUAUUGUGUGUUUCUCUCUCUCUCUCUCUCUCUCUCUCUCUCUCUCUCUCUCUCUCUCUCUCUCUCUCUCUCUCUCUCUCUCUCUCUCUCUCUCUUUCUCUCUCUCUCUCUCUGUGUGUGUGUGUGGUGGGAUUUGUUUCGUUGAAAAAGUUGUAUACCUUUUGGCAACUCUGGAUUGAAAUAUUAUUGCUUUGAAAAAUAUUGAGUCACGUGAACUAAAUCGGUUCUCGUAUGGAACAUCAAAGUAAAGGAGCUGCUAAUCAUUCAUUAUUGAUUUUGAUAUGUGUAAGAUUUACCCAAUAAAUUUGCUGUAUAUCUUUCAGGCCUAGCAUGUACGUUUUUCGACCUGGCCCUAAAGACAAUCAUAUGUUCAAUGUAUGUGGCCCGAGUCUCACUUGAUGAAAUCAAAGAAUAUGAAUGGUAAGCUCUGACUCUACAACAGGCCUGCUACAUAAACUAACAUGAACAGUCAAUUUUAUUUUGAUGUCCAGGUCCAGUGGUGUGUUUUUGUCUUCACAUAAACCAAUGGGAAUGUUAGAAUUUUUCCUCUAGGAAAAAAUAAUUAAUAUGCUCACAGGAGCCAUCCAUAAAUGAUUUCACACUGUUUUGGCCAAUUUGGACCUCCCCCCCCCCUCCUAUUUUUCAAAAUCAUCACAAAUUUAUCACACAAUUUAGACACUCUCAUAAUUGCCAUAAUGCAUCUUAAAAAAUGUGCGACCAAAACACAGUGUUGAAAACAUGGAGAGGCUGCUAGUUCAGAUACAAUGUUACAUUUCUCAUUAUAUAAAAAACUUAAAAUAUUUCAAAAUACCAUAUUUUUAAAGCAGGAACAGAUUAAUUGAAUUUUCGGUACAUAAAAAUGAUAGACAUUAGAUUUGAGAAAAUAUUGUACAAUUAAAAAAUUAUUAUUAAACUUUCGUAUGUCAUCUGAUUUCUAUUCUCUAGUUCUGGGUCACCCUGUUCGAGUGACAACUCCAAUAAAUCCAGAGAUGCUUUAUUUGCUACUGCAGGGGAGGUUAACUGGUAAACUUAAUAAGUUUUGAAUUGUUUGCUUGUUUUCUGAUAAUUAUAUAUUUUCAUAUCUGCAAAAGUAGCCUACAAAUCAUUUUAAAAUUCUAAAGCCUUAAACAGCAUUCUUUGCAUUGCUUUACUAAAAUUUUGGUAUAAAGACACAUUUUGUAUUCAUACAGGUAUGUUCUGCUGUGGGUUCACCGUAGCUGGACCAUAUGGGGUGUUGAAGUGGCACUUGCCUGGAUUUCUUUGGCUAAAGCUCUGCUUAUGGUCUACAUAGCAACAAGAGUAAGUUAUUUUUACCAGUGCAAAAUUUUAUAGACAUGACAUAAUUAAUUUAAAGUAGUUAUUUUCAUAAGUUUUUUUUUUCUGAACUGUUGCCAUAAUUUUCCAGUGGGCGACCAUUGCCUAUUUUCACCAAACCUAAAAAUGUCUAGGGCCGGCCCUGUUUUUUUUUUAAGCCAUGCAAUGGGCCUUUCUUUUUUCCAUUUACCAAUAUCAUCUUUAAAAGUUUUCUCUUAAUUUUUUUAUAUAGGGGCAUCGUAUGGACCAAAUUUUGACCUUCACUUUUGUCCUUGAGGUCUGCUGUUCAGCACCCAUGUUGAUAACAGUAAGUUUUCUCAGCACUGUGUAAAACUGUGCUAUUUUAUAAAUGUUAUAUUAGUUUUUUUUUUCAGUUUCUGGCUGAAAUAAAUUUAUGUGUGAUUAUAACAAAGUUAAUUGUCAGGCAUUGAAUGGUAUCAUAAACAUUUCAUUGAUUUCCAUUCCAGUUAACUUAUCCACCUGUAAUGAAGGAUCUGUUUGUUCCUGUCUUUCUUAACUGUUGGCUGGCAAAGAGAUCACUAGAGAAAAUUUAUGUAAGUGCUGGCUGUAUUGAUUCUAUUUUAUAGUAUUUUUUAUAGCACCACCCCAACACCUCAAAUUAAAAAAAAUAAAUAAAUAAAAUCUAGUAACAUACUGCAUUUCUUACGAUUGAAGUGCUGCUUUUUAAUUCAUUCAAAUUGCGUGAAGUUGUAUGGCUGUUGAUAAAUUAUCAAAGUCUUGCUGAUGUAUGUGGCUUACAGUGGUGUGCUGCCAAUCAAGUAAUAACAGGCUCAGGAUUUGUCUGAUUUUUUUUGGAAUUUUUUUUUUUUUUUUUGCUUGUAUAAUAUUUUUUCAUUAUCAACAACUUGUUUUUUUGCUUUGUCCAAAUUUAAAACGUUUCAUCCCAGACAGAUUUAGCUGGAUUUGUCUGAUUUUUUUUGGAAUUUUUUUUUUUUUUUUUGCUUGUAUAAUAUUUUGUCAUUAUCAACAACUGGUUUGUUUGCAUUGUCCAAAUUUAAAACGGUUCAUCCCAGACAGAUUGAGCUGGCUGUAGCACCCGGCUAGUAGCACGUACAUUUUAUGGAGAAUUUAUAUAAUUAGCUAUUAGGUAGUCAAUUAAAUAUUAUAGUAGCUUAUUUAAGAAUUUUAGAUCUCAGAUAUAAACUAUUGAAAAUAUUACCAUACUUAGACAAAAGUAUCUAUUCUUCCAUUUUUUUCAAGAAAAUUCGACAUAACUUAUUAUUUCACUGUUUUAUACCAGUUAAGGGGAGUGCAUCUUUUAUUCUGGGUGAUAAUUAUGUAAUUUAAACAGAUGGUAUGACAGGUUGUGUUUUAACUGAGCAAAGUUCCAUUAGCACUUGCUGCUUUUGUUCAGUGCCAUACAUAACUAAGGGUUGUGCCGCCCAGGACUGGCCAGGCUUUUUGCACCCAGCCCCUUUUUCUUAAAAAAAAAAGUCUGGCUGAAAAAUGCCAUGCCUCUGUGUAAAGCUAAAGAUGCUGGCCAGGGUAGACAACCCCUCCGCACCACACUGCCUAUACCUCUGCUUAUAUCACCCAAUUAUAUUACGUGACUUAGGUAUUCCUGGGGUUGAGCAGAACAAAAACAACAAUCUUACUUUCAGAAUGACCUUCACCUCACAAGGCAAAGAUUUCAGACCAUCUCAGUAACACUAUUGCAACAAAUGGUCAUUCUUGUGGUCAAUGUCAUGUGUCUUGUAUUUAUCAAGUAAGUCCAUCUGGUCCUCAGAGUAGUUGUUCAAGAGUUUAAAACAUUUUUAAAAUGAUCAACUCUCUUAAAGUAAAAAUAUUAAUAAAUUCUUUCUAUCACUAGCAAUAACCCCAUACUCUUUAAAAAAAUGGUUAAUGGCUUAUCUUCCAUUAAACCAAUGACAAAGUGCCCCAUACUCCCUGAAACCAAUGACAAAGUGCCCCAUACUCCUUGAAACCAAUGACAAAGUGCCCCAUACUCCCUGAAACCAAUGAAAAUGUGCCCCAUACUCCCCGAAACCAUUGAUAAUGUGCCCCAUACUCCUUGAAACCAAUGACAGUGUGCCCCAUACUCCAUGAAACCAAUGAAAAUGUGCCCCAUACUCCCUGAAACCAAUGACAAUGUGCCCCAUACUCUUUGAAACCAGUGACAAUGUGCCCCAUACUCCCUGAAACCAAUGACAAUGUGCCCCAUGCUCCCUGAAACCAAUGACAAUUUGCCCCAUACUCCUUGAAACCAAUGACAAUGUGCCCCAUGCUCCCUGAAACCAAUGACAAUUUGCCCCACACUCCUUGAAACCAAUGACAAUGUGCCUCAUACUCCCUGAAACCAGUGACAAUGUGCCCCAUACUCCCUAAAACCGAUAAAUAUUACCCAAUACUCUCUCACUGUGCUCUUGUCCAAAAUUCUAGAAUCAAUUUAAAGACAUUUAUGGAGCUUAAUUUCACAUAAUUAUUGAUGUCAACAAAACAUAAAUUUAUAAUGCACUGAACUAUAUACCCUAUAGAGCUUAAAUAACCACUUAAUUUUGUUCUCUCCAGGUGUACUUAACCAAUAGAAUUUUGAUUAAAUUUCUUGUUUUACCUCAUGUCUUACAGUUUGGAUCAUCUUUUUAAUUUUCUAUUGAUCAUUGACUGACAUAAAUUUCCAUGUGGAUAUAAAUUGUUUGAUUUCCAUGCGGUCUUAAAAUUUAAUGUCACAAUGUUUUAAUUAAAGUUAGUACUUUAAAUUUAAAAAAAAACAUCAAGUUUAUCCUAUAAGCAUUCAUCUCUAGAUUAGAACUUCAUAAAGUAAUGUUCUGUUAUUAAUGUAGUUAUUUUUAUUUCAUUCCAAAUACAGUAUUUGUUUUAUCCAGCACAUUCAGCGAGCGAGUAAAGAAACUCCACUGACCAUGUUUGAAUCUCUGUAUUUUGUCAUCGUGACAUUUUCAACUGUGGGCUAUGGCGAUAUCUCACCAGAUAUAUGGCUGGGGCGACUCUUCACAAUUAUAAUGAUCUGUGUGGCGUUUGCCUCAAUUCCUCGACAUGUGAGUGCUUCACUGUUCUUUAAGGGUUAAUUUGAUCUGUGGCAGGUGUUAAAUGAUUUUCUUUUGAAAAUCCUCUUUAUAUUGAAUGUAUUAAAAUAAUUUUAUUUGCACAUUUAUCACUUGUUUUCUUUUGCUAGAUGUUUUUAAGUAAAUGAUGAAUUUUAGAGAUGCCACCCCCUCCUCUCAAACUCUUCCUUCCAAAAUCAUAAGUGAAAUAAGCGCAGUGUAUUCCAAUAAAUUACAAAAACAUUAAUUAUAGAAUGAUUGCAUUUAGCAUGUAUUACUUUCUUCUUUUUUAGAUUGAGGGGCUUGUUUCAACUUACAUGGAACGACAGAAGGCAGGAGGUGAAUACAGCCAACGGGCAGCCCAGCGUAACAAGCAUGUCAUUGUCUGCAGCAGUGCCCUGAUUCAGGACACAUUGAUGGAUUUUCUCAAUGAAUUUUAUGCACAUCCUAAACUAGAGGUGAUAAAAAUAUGACAACUUUCUCAUUUGGAAAAAGCUUUCAUUUGAACAAUGUAGAAACUGUCAUUAAAUAUUAAAUAUUUAAAUUAUUGAUAUUAAAUUUAGAAGAAAUUGAUUCAACAUAAAAAAUAUUUACUUAAAAUGGUCAACACCCAAAAUGAAAUGUAUAAAUUAUUAGUUUAAGAUUUAGCGCGUGCUUGAAGUGUGUUUAUACUUGUAAAGAUCACCACCUCCGUCCGUUUUUCUUUGUUAUUUGUGAAAACCAGGCAAUAGAGAAUUGAUUAAAUGUGUCAACUUAACUAUUCAUAUCAGCUAACUAUUGUUACUCUGGAUCAACUGAUGUAAUGGUCUUAUUUAAUUGUUUUUGUUUAACUUUUACUUUAUUAAAUCAACUUUAUUGUCCCAUCAGUCAACAAAAAAAGCCCUUAUGUUAUUUCUAUCAAGGAACACACAGUUAUCCUCCUUUGUCCUCAAGAGCUUGACAGCAACAAGCAGGUCAUUCUCAAGGACCCAAAAUGGGCGCACAGGGUCAUCUACAUGCGAGGUUCAUCUCUAAAGGACAUUGACCUAAAGCGUUGCCGUGUUCACCAGGCAGACGCUUGUUUCUUCCUGGCACCACGGCCAGCCCAAGACAAGACUAAGGCUGUAAGUAUUUGGUUAACGCAUAAGUAAUGUAUUUUGCUUGAUAUUUUAUUUAUUUAUUGAUCCACGUUUCAGCUUGACUUCCCACAGGGGGUCAAGGGUCGGCAAAAAACUAAGCAAUGAGAUAUGUUCUUAUAUGCUUUUAAAUUUCUUUGUUUUGAAGUUAAUCUCUGUCAAAAAUAAUCAUUAUGUAUUGGUGUUGUUAUAGUAUAGCCUGGUAUGUCUUGGCCUUUUUUUUCACUUCAACGUGGAGCUAUUUUUAGCCAAUACCACUUAUCUCCCCAUCAUGUAUGUUGAUGCUGGAAUCACCAAGUAGAUGUGCUCUGUCAUUCUUUACCCACCCCGCCCUUGAUUGGCAAAAGAUUAUGUUCAAAUGCGUUUAAUUUGUUGUAAAGAAUGUUAGAAGUUGACACAAUUUCUAGAAUUUCUUCAAUCUGAUUUAAUCCCUCUAUAAAGGACUGCAGGUUUCUUAGCAGAGAGAUUUUUGGUAUAUUUCCUAACAUAUAUGAGACAUUAUAUAAUUGUGUGUGAGUAAAUUAAUAUUUGUAUUUUUUGAGGAGUGUACCUUUUCACUUGCUAUGCUGUAUUUAAGUUUUUGUUUCUGUAUUCAAAUUUUAAUUUGUAUAGAAAUUUAAUAGUAUAAUUAAAUUGAAUAUUGUAAGAAUCAUCACUGGCUUUGGUAUGGUUUUCUUUGCAUACUGUUUGUCUCAGUCCUUUGUUUAGUAUUUUUUAUUCUGUGAGCCAAAUCUAAAAUCAGAUUAAAUUUUUGAAACCAUAAUUGUAGGUAACUGUGUCUUUGUGAUAUUCCUUUUAAUAGAUUUUUAAAAUUUAUUGACAAUUCAUAUAACUAUGUUUAAUAUGUUUACACAUUAUGUUGCUCACUAAGAUUAUGGCAACAUACACAUCAAACCUGUUGUAAGAAACCUGCAUUCGUUUACAAUAUUUAAUUGACUUUUUGUUUUAUUUUUUUUGACUUCAUCAUUAAGUAUUUGACAAAAAGUUAUUGAAUUAUCCUAAAAGGAUCGCCAUACCAUACUGAGGUCCUGGGCUGUGAAAGAUUUUGCUCCCAACUGUAAACAAUACAUCCAGCUCUUUAAGGCAACCAACAAAAUUCAUGUAAAGUUUGCUGGUAGGUUUUCCUAUUCAUUAAAUUUAUAUUUUUCAUCCUCUCUGUUAUGUAUAUUAUUUAUAAUGUGGUAUAUAAUAUUGUAGUAUAUAUAUAAUAUUGUAUUGUAAUUUAUACAUACCGUAUAUACUCGCAUAUAAGCCUACUCCCUAAAACUGCUUUAAAAUGGCCAGUUUUUGCAAAUACCCACAUAUAAGCGACCAUACAAUUGUCUCAUUUUACUCCAUAUUUUUGGUUCAUAGAAAUUUGUUAUUGUAAAGAUGUAAAAUGCUUUUAUGUUACACACCAGUUUGUUUACCUUUUGGAAUGACACAAAAACGUGUUCUGCUCUUUCCACAUUGUUUGCUAUAAUAAUGUCUAAAUUUCCGCUCAUAAAUUUUUCACAACAAAUGAUUAACGAAGUAUAUAUUUAGAAAAAAUUAUACAUUUUGAUAUGAAUAAAGAUGAAAAUUCUUUUGUUGUUUUAUUUAUUCACAAAAAACGAUCACAUUUCUGUUUAUAAUUCACUGCUAGCUCUAGCUUGGUUGCAGCACACCACUGGUGCACACACAGCCAUGCGGUCGUGUCACUCUCACUUUAUUCUAUGCAUUUGCGUAUAGAGUAUUAGUUAGGAAACCAUGGACAUAGGAAACAUUUUCUUUUUUUAAGUAUUUUUUCUUAAUUUUAUGCCAUUUUUUUACUUCGAACAUGAAUUCUCCAGGCUAAUAUUCAUACUCAGUGUAAUUAUCAGCUAUGCAUACAUUAAAUUCUUUGAAGUGACACCUCUGUAUAUAUAUGUAGAUCUAUAUUAGUACUCUAAACACACAACCAAAUAAAGAGUCAGAUAGAGAUGAAAAUGUGUGGCUGGAAAAUUCGCCUUAGUGUCUGUCCUUGUGUCCAUUUUGUUUUAUGUGCAUAUAAUCCGACCCCCUGAUUUCAGUAUUGUAUUUUAUAGUUCUAAAUGCGGCUUAUAUGCGAGCAUAUGCGGUAAUUAAAAGUAUAAUAGUGAUAGAUUGCCGCACAACCCCCCCCCCCCCCCCAAAACAGCAGCAACCUUUGAGUCUGUCAUUAAUUUUUGAAAUCACCAUUUCAUUUCAUGGGUGUAAUCUUUUCAAAAUAACCAAACUUCUCAUUUAUUUUGUUUAUUGCCCUCUGGUACAGAACAUGUUGUUUGUGAAGAUGAAUUCAAGUAUGCUUUAUUGGCUAACAACUGCUUGUACCCUGGUUUGUCCACCCUUGUUUCCUUGCUGGUGCAUACAUCUACUGGACAGUAAGUAGAAAUAAUACUUUAGUAUGUCAUUUUAUUUUAUGAACACUUAGAUAUAUAUCAGCAUUGAAAUAAUAUUACACAUUUUUUUUCUCAAAUAGGACAAGGUUUGCUUAAUUUAUUUUGUAAUUUAGCUUUUAAUUUCUAAAUAUUUUGUAACUGUAAAAUGUUUUUAAAAUUAAAUUUAAUAAUUUUCAAAUUCCAAUGUCAAAUUAAUUUUCUUUUAAUAUUUGCAACUUCCUGGUAGAAAAAAACCAUUUAGAAACUUGCAUUUGCCAUUCUUUUUCCAUAUUAACGCCAAGAAAUAUGAUACAUUUUUAUCUACCCCACACCGCAAAAAAUAAAUAAAUAAUAAAACAUAAAUAAAUUAAUUAAAUUAAUUAAUUAAUCAAAUCCAACAGUUCUUCUUCUUCUAUAUCUUAAGGGCCCACAAUUUAUUGAUCAUUUUGGCUCCUAUGCAUGUAGAUGGGAUUUGCAAUGUUUCUGUUCCUGGUGUUGAUGAGGAAAUUUCACUGAUUUCCAGUGCCACUUUGUGAGGGAAUCAUGCACUGGGCGUUUGAAUGCUUGAGGCAAUAGACACAAAUGUGUCUAGUGUUGUCGCCUCAACCGUUCCUUUUUGAAAGGUUGUACUGGCUUCUUGCUGGUAUGAGCCUGAAUUGCCUGUCAUGGCCUCCUCGCUGUCUAUGGGGGAGAGGGACGAGUUUCUGUUUAAUACUGGAACACUGGACCAGCCCAUUAUUUAUCUUGUACAUCAUGGUGAGCCUGGAAAGUCUUCGUCAUUCCUCCAAUAGUGACCAGCCUAGUGUUUCCAGCAUGCUGCCAACACUAGAGGUAUUCCUGUAGCGGUUUAGGACAAAGCGUGCUGCUCGUCGCUGGACCGCCUCCAACCUGUCAACGCUCUUCUGGGUAAAAGGUCCCAGACUGAAGAUGCAUAAUCUAAAACCGAACAGACAAAGGCUUUAUAUGCUAUUUCUUUCACACAGUAGUUGACAAUCUUUAGAUUUCGCCUUAAGAACCCCAGGGUCUUGUUUGCUUGGUUACAUACAUUGUUAAUAUGCUCGCCCCAGCGGACCUCUCUUUGUUACCAACGGCAGUCAAAUUCUACCAUAAUGAUGUGUAACAAUAUAGUAAAAUAAGCUGGUUUGAGGAGUAAAAACAAUUUUUUAAAUACUAUUGUGGGUGAGAUGUUUGAUAUUUGUUAUAAAUUUAAUAGGCUACUAGUCAUAUUCUGGCUGGCUUACAAAUUUAUUAUUUAUUUAUAUAAAUGAUUUAUGCUUUACCAAAAAAUAAAGGCUAAAUGGUACUUGGUGACCAUGUGUAGAUGUGGUUUUAGCUGAAUUUGGACUGGGGGUCUAGAGUUCAGUCUGGAGCAGUAGAAAUAUUUGGAUCAUUUGUCUUAAUCACUGACAAAAACAUUAUGUGGCAUAUUUUCUGUAGCAUACCCUGGUUUUGAUAUUAUUUGUAUUGCGGUUUGCAAAAUGCUGAAAAUACGUAUUCUUUUAUAAAUUAGGGGUUUAAUAAUGUUUGUAACUUUCAAUAAUGGAUCUUAUAACAUCUAAACUCUCACAUUAUCUAAGAUAUAAUGUGUUUGAUAGAAGAAUUAAAAAAAAUAACUAAAAUAAAAUUGUUAUGACACGUUACAGGAACCUAUGAAAUUAUAUUAACUUUACUUUGUUUAAACUAUUUUUAGCCAAAGUUGACAUUUUAUUUUUUAUGUGUAUCCUAAAUUAUAUUAGAUUUUUUUAAAAAAAGGAAAAUAGUUAUGCUUUUAAAAUGGUUUCUAUUCAUACAAUUUAAUUAAAUUGACAUCAAUCUUUUUAUUGCUUGAUACUGAAAAUAAAAAAGUUAAUUAACUAAUUAUAUAAGAAUUAGCAAAACAAUUACGCCGAAAGCAAAUUUAAUAUUUCAAAAUAAAAUGUAAAAUAUAAAAAAAAGGAUUAAAAUUAUGAAAUUCAAAUUAUUAAGAUUCAUAAUUAUAGUAUAACAAUUUUAGGACAUUUUAAAAAUUAAUUUUAUCGUUUUUUUUAUCUAUGUUAAAAAAAUAAUUAACAAAAAAUUGUAAAUCAAAAUAUUUGUUGCUUAAUGAUACAAAAUAGUUUCCCUGUUUUCUUGUCAGGAUAUUGCCUGUCAUUUCCAGCGUCUAUGGGUGGGUCAAGGUUGUUUAUUUUCUUUCAUUCCAACUAUAAUAUUAUCAAGUUCUAGCAGUAUCUCCAAAGCUUAAAUACUUCACUUGACAAAAGGAUGAAUCUUUCUCUCUACACUUUGAUCAAUGAUUCUCUUGUGUAUAUUGUAAUUUGCCUGACAAAACCCUUUCUUCUUGCAUGUGCCUGUUAGCACGUCAACUGAAUUGAAUUAAUAAUAAAUUCAAAACCCUGUCUUAGACACAGAGUCUGGGUGAUGUCUGGCCCAUGUUCAAAAGCUGGAGUGCCACACUUGAUAAUCAAUUAUGCAAAUGGUUAUUAAUUAUCAUAAUUUAAUUCAGUAAGCUAGUUACUUUAGGCUAGACUAGAGAUUUUCCAAGGGUUUGAGAAUAAAAUCACCAUUGACAACUUAGGGAGGAAUAAACCCUAACCCCCCCCCCCCCCCCCCCCCNCCCCCUCAUAAUAUCGAGGCCUCUGAUUUAUUUAACCUUACAAAGUUUAAUGGUCAAAUAUUUCUUCUAGUAAUAUUUUCAAACAGUCCCAUGCCCAUAAGUUAUCAUUCCUAUGUUGGAGCAAUGAAUAAAAGUACUGACCAAUCUUGCUGACUAUAUUCAUUUUUGCUCAAUCUAUUUUUCUUGCAGUAUUUAAAAAAAAAAAAAGUGAAUUUAAUAAACAGUCUGUUCUAAUGUCAGUUUAUCUAUAUUUUAUAUGUAACUCAAUUCAUGAAACAAACCUUUUAAGGUAGUUGUUCAAACUGUCCCUUCUAUUCCUACUUGCUUCCAUUGGCACCAAUGAUUCAUAAUUAUAGAAAGCAGCAGCAUGAACUUCAGCAGUUAAACAAAAUGCACGUUAAAAGCAUGGUUAGACUGAGAAUCUGUCCUAGCACAGAUAUUUUGAAUUGAUCUUUGUUUUGCCUUUUAAAAACUAUAAUUGAAUUAAAUUCUUUAUAAUAUAUUAAAAAUAUAAUAAAAUUAAACUAGUAACACAGUCGUAAUUUCAAUAUAAGAAAAAAGUAAUAAGUAUUUAGGAAAAUCAUCAGUUAUCGUGUUAUAGUUAUAUUUAGCUUGUCCGAUAUACUUAAUUAACGAAAAUUCUAUGAAUUUCACCAAAGCAACUUUCCUUUCCAUAAUUUUGUAAAGAGUUCUAUCGGCACUAAAAUGGAAUUCUCGGUAAGCUUGAAAUAGUUUGACAUUGGCAGGUUAGACUCAAAUAGUGGAUUGUAAUGCUUCAGGGUUUUUUCUACUAACUUAAGCAUGUUUACUAAUUUAGGAAUAGCUCUUAAAAUUUUAGAUUUUUAAAAACGUUUAGUGUUGAUAGUUGCUUUUUAAAAUUGGAUUUAAAAGAAUAGCUUUGAUGCUAGUAAUCUGUUGAUAAUUAGAGAUAUCAGUAGAAAGUUAUGUAAUAUGUCCAAUUCAAAUAUUUAUGUAUCAAUUUUUAAAAAAAAGUUUAUUUAAAAAAUCAGCAGAAAUGAUGGAAAAAACAAACAUUAUCUGAUAAGCCAUAGGCAAAGAACACACAAAAAUUUAAAAAAAUAAUUGUAUGUGUUUUGAAGUAGAAACAUAAUAAAUAUAUAUAUUUUAUAACUACUGUUGGAUGCAUAAAAAAUAAUUCCAUGUUAAUUUGCAUGAAAUGUAUUUCAUUAAAUUGUGGUCACACUUAUAAUGUUUAGUGCAUUAAACAAAUAGAAAAUAAAUACUCUCCUUAUUAAUUGCAAUACUAAGUGAAUUUCAUGUGAUUUGUUUGAUGUUAAUAAAAACAGUUGCCAUGUAAAAUUGUAAUGAAAUAUAUAUCUAAUAAUCUGAUUUGAUCCCCAUUAAUGGGGAGUGAUUAGUGAGUGCAGGCACAUCAAACUAGAUUAAAAAAAUUUAUUGGACAAUCAUAUGUUCACACAGGCAAAUAAUUGGACCUGACAUUCCCAAAACAGAGAGAACUAAUUUAUUAUCACUGCUUGCUUUUGAUUUUUUGGGAAAACUUAAAAUGCUUGGUUUGGGUAUUACACGAGUUAUAAUAAAAUAUUUAUCAAGUACUUUUAUUGUCAUCAAAUGCAAAAAUACUGAGUGUGCAUUUCUCAGUAAACAUCAUACUAUUUGAAUGCUAUUUUCAAGGUAACACUCCAUAUGAAUUCUAUUUUAAUUUCAGGGUUGUAUUUGUUGUAUCAAUAUAAAAAUAAAAUAAAACAAAAUAUACUAAAUAAUUAGUCAACACAAUUUUGUUCUCUGCUUACUAUGAAUUUGUUCUCCACUUACUAUGACUUUUUUCAGCAAGGAAAUGAGACAAGUUCCAGAAUGAGAUGUCAUAUAUUUUAUUAAUUUUCUACCAUAAAUAAAUUUAAAAUAUACUUGUCUGACAAUCAAACUUAUGUUUUUUUCAUUAAAAAAGGGACCUUCAUUUUUUAAAACCAUUGCAGUCAGCAGAUCUCAACUGUUUAAAAUAUUAUAACAUAAAGAAUCACAUGUUAAAAUGUUUUUAUCUUUCAGAGAGAUUUCUUAAAGCUACUUCGCAAUAACAAAUGGGCUUAAAAUGUGUGUUAUAGAAAUCAAGGUGCAGCAAUUUGCCUAACAAUGUCUUGUUUGAUAUAAGGAGCACCAAAACAAAACAAAAAUCAAAUACCCUGUUAUUUAUCCCAAAAAUAGGGAAAUCAAAUCAAUAUUUUUUUUCAGAUUGGAAUUCUACUUCAUUUUAAGAAAUAUUUUAAUAUUAAACCAAAAUGUUUUCUCAUUUUUUCAGGCCAGAUCCACUGUAAGAAAUAUAAUCUCAAAUCAAUUGUAGGCCUACUGUAGAUCUUUAAAUCUUUGUGCUGACAAUUUUAAGUUUUUAUUUAUUUUAUUGUUGUUUUUUUCCCCUCACUGUUGUAAUAACCCCAUAAUGUAUUUACAGUAGUGUUACAUCUUAAACAAAAGAAAUUGUAGGCCAUGUGAACUCUUAUUAUUGAGGCUCUAGUUUAAAUAUAGAAAGUUAUCAAUAGAAGACAGUUUUUUUACUGUAAAAGAAGUGGUCAUAAUAAAAUGACAGGUUGAAAGGUAGAUAAGCCCAAUCAUGAUUAAAAUAUAGUGAAAAUGUAAUACUACUGGAUAUACAUUAUUUGAAAUAAAUGUUUAAACACUAACAGUAAAACCAAAAUAGCCCAUAAUUACAAAAAAUACUUGACUGGUGUUUUUCCAGAAAUAUAGUAAUUUAAAUGUAUUGCUAGUCUAACAAUUUAACACUCAUGCCCUUUUCUCAAAGCAAACAAUAGAAACUUUAUUGUAAUGGAAAAUAUUCUCCAAUUAAACAUGCAAGGAAUUUCUAACAUUCAAAGUGCAUUUCAAAUCUGUUCAAAAUGAACUUAGGUAUAGAUUUUUUGUUAUCACACCUGUCCACAUUAUUGAUUUUUUAUCAACAUAAUGCUAAUUUUUGGCUAUGCACAUUGUAUUGGACACCCUUGUAUAAAUCUUAAGUUUAUUAAUUAGAGAAGAUAUUCACUCAGUUUACUAAGGAAUUAUUGUGUGUAUAUGCAUUUCUUUUUUGUCAUCAUUUUUGCAUGUAAAUCACUGAAAGCUAGGUCCAUAAUUAUUUACACCAAGCUGAGCAUGUAAUUCAAAAUGCCUUAUAUUAAUUUUGAAAGAAUAGGAGAUUUUAUUUAACUUUUUAUAAAUGAUUUACCCAAAACUUAUUUUGCAUAAUUCAAAUUUCCCCCUUUUAGUUAUAAUGGAAAUGAGAGAUUUUUUAAAAUUUUGCUUUCAUUAUUGACUAUAACCAACACUAAAGCUGAGCUACACUAACUAUUAAGUAAACAUCUGACAUUUUAUUCAGUUCUGCAUGCGAAUGAAUGAAAUCAAGAAUUCUUCACCACCAAUUAUUCCUGCUUAAAAUUGUUAGUGUCUUUUAAACUUGAUACAUAUUUGUUUUAUAUCUCGUUUAUAUGUACAUAAAUUAUUAAUGCAUAAAAAUAAUAUGACAUACAGGACGAUAAACAGGCUCUACUAUUUUAUUACUGUCAUGACUUAUUCUUAUCCAAACUCCUGAUUAAUUGGAAUGUUUUAAAUUUCAGUUUCCCUAAUUAUUCACUACAUAUGAUAUGUAAACAUUUUUAAAUAUUGUGCAAGUAAUACAUGCUAUCACUGGCUUUAAUCCUUCCUUACAAUAAUAAAUAUUUAAUUUUUAGCUACUUCAUCAACAAAAUUUCAAUAAAAAAUAUACUUAAACCACUGUGAUUAAAAUAUGGCAUGUUUUUUGUUUGAUUUACUGUAUUACUUGCAAAUGCUAAUGGCCGAAUCAAAUAAAUCUGAGGUUAAUUUGUUUUUUUCAAUGCUAUACCAUUUCUAAACCUUCAAUUAUAUAAAACCAUAAAUAUUUGUUACGGUCAGUUAAUAUAUUUACUUAUUUUAAAUGAAUAUUCAUAGUUUUUAACUAACAUUUUCUAAUGAAUGAAACCUAACAGUUUAUUAAAUUCCAAUAUUUCCAUUAUCUUAAAUAUUACAUUUCAUUCACAUUUUUAUAUUUCAUUAUUAUGCCUAAAAAGUCAAUAAAUCAAUUGGUAAAUGUUGUGUUCUCAGGGAUGGCCUUUUGGCCCCAGAACCCUGGCAGCAAGUUUACGGCCGCCAUUCUGGAAAUGAGAUUUACCACAUUCAACUGCAGAAGAGUGUUUUCUUUAAUGAAUAUGUGGGGGAAACAUUCCCAAAGGCUUCAGCUGAUGCUCAUCACAGGUAAAUGGGGUGUUAACUAGCUAUGAGCAAUUUUUUUUUUAUCAGAGUUCUAUUUUUUUUAUAGAAUAUGAGAAAAUCAACCUGCAAAAGUUUAACUGGAGGAUAAUUCUGUUGUGUUCAAGUCUAACAUUCUAAAAAAAUAAAUAUUUGGGCUCGUGUGCAAAAAAUUAAUAUAAUUUUGACAAGAGUAAUUAUAAACAACAUUUGAAUGUAUGACUUCUACAGCGGAAAUCAUUUAUUGUCUUAUUGAAUUUGUAUAAAUAACUGAAUAUAACUGAAAAUUUUCAGGUUUGGUGUUGCUUUGCUGGCUGUGUUGGACAGUGAUGCUGCCUCACCCAGACUUCAACUUAACCCUGGUCCACAGUACAAACUUAAGGUUAGCAGCGGUGUGAUUUAUUUAUUUAUUAUUAUUAUAAUUAUUAUUUUCUUUCUUUGCAUCUAAAUAUGUUUCAGUGUUAAUCUCAUGCUAAUUACGAAUUAGCUCUGGAGUAAAAAUAAUUUUGAUUGAAAAGUUUAAUGAAAGUUCAUCAAAUAUAUUAAUGAGACAAUUUGUGUAAGUGUAUAUAGUAUAUAAACAAUAUAUGUUUAGCUACAGAAAAAAAAUUAUGUUAAUUUAAUUUAUACAUAUAUGAAUGAUUUUUGUUGUACUGAUGAAGGCAUUUGUGGAAACAUUUAAAUUUGUAUUUUGUGUAACCAUGAUUAAAACUUUAUAUAUUUUGUUUUAUUUACACAAAUUUUUGCGUCUCAUUAAUCUGCUUAAAAGCUUUAUGGCAGUCCAAACUUUUUUUUAUCAAAUAUCCAUUUAGUCUACUUUUUUAAGUCACACAUUUUGUAUGUAACCAGGAUGGGUGAAUAUUUAAUUUUAUUUAUGACAAAACACAGAAAAAAGAAAUUGGCUAAAAGCCUUCUUCAACAAAUUCACAUGACAAUAAUAUGUGAACUUACAAAGGAUAAUAUUUAAUGUAUAAUUUAAUAAUAAAGACAACACUAAUAUUAACUAAUAGGUAUGUGCUUUCACAAUGUUUUCCCUCUUAAAGAUUCAUGUCAAUUUAAGUGUUGUCCUUUGAAAUACUAUGUGGACAAUACAGUUAAAUUCUAAAAAUAUUAAAAUGUUGUUUGCUUUUCCCCAAUGUAAUUGAAUGGAUAAGCAUUGAGUUUUUUGGAAAUUUUUAGUAAUAUUUUUCAUUUUAGGCUCAAGAUUUUUGUUUCUAUAUGAGUGUGACAAGGGAAGAGUACUCUAAAAUUUCCCCAGAGGCCUUAAAAAGUGUUCCCAGAAGAAAAAAUGAAAAUUUUGGUAAGUUUAGGUUGAUUCUUCCUGUUUUGUGUGCAUGGUGGUAAACAAUGAAUCUAGUUUAUUGCCCCAUUCUUUUUUCAAGGACAACUGUUUACUUGGGGAAAUAUUUAAGGAUCAAAAUUAGCAAAUUAAUCAGUUGAGUUUACUAAUAUUGCUGUAUUAAAAUAACAGUUCAUUGACCAAAUUUGAGCAAAGCAAUGCCUCUUACAACUAAUGUUUACUAUGAUUUGAACCAUGCGGUGGACAGAGAUGACAAGCUAUGUAAAAACAAUUUUUUUUUAAAUUAAAGGUUAUUUGAAGGUGCACUGCAUUAAAAAUAAAAAAGACCAUAAAUUAUGAGAAAAUAAUUUCAAAGAAAACUCACAUAUUGAAUACAUAUAUUUUGUGACUAAAUUAAAACUGAAUAGGCCUGCUUAAUAUUCCUUUUUCCAAAAUGUUUUAAUGAUGUGUUCUCAAUUAACUGGGAUAAUUUUUAAAUAUUUUAAGGUUAAAUAAGUUGUGAUGGAGGUUUGGGUCUAAUAAAUCCUAUACGCUUUAAACUAUUGAAUUGAUGCUGCUCUAAAAGUUUGCUGUCAAUGGUUACUGACUCUGUAUAAAUUUUUUGAUCUUUUCUGUACAUUUUUUUCAAAGCUUAAACUUGUACAUUACAUCUUUAUAUAAUCAAACUUCAUUUUGAGACUUCUUAGUACUAUUUUACCUACAAAUAAAACUUAUUUAAUAUCCAUUGUUAAAAAAUAGAUAACGACUAGUUGUAAGCAGAAUUAAAAUAAGUAAUUUAAAAAAAUUGCAGUUAUGAAAUUUGAAUUCAGGACAGCUUUUGCUUUAAUAAUGGACCAAAAUAUCUUAACAUAUAAUACUUCCUGUCAUUUAACAUAUUUUGCCUUAAAUUUGUCUAUAAUUUUUAUAUAUUUUUAAAAUUUAGUUCUUCCUGAGAUUGUUCUUCCAUCUGUUUAAUAAUUUUAUUUACCAAUAGUAACUCCACAUAGAAAAUGUAACUUAAAAAAGAUAUUAAAUUAGCUCUUAACCUUUACAUUGAUUGUUUUUAAGCUUUUGAAAGCUGAAUACAAUAAACUUGAAAUAAAAUAUCUCUAACGCCUUGCAGUUUAAGGCAAAAUUGAUAGCAUUUUUCUCCAUAACUGGGAAUCAGUCAUUUUUUAAAAAAUCAAUGAAACAGUUUGUGAAUAAAGUGUCUUUUUAAAUAAGCCUAUUCAAACUUCUCUGAAAAAAACAUACAAAGAAUUCUCUGAGUUAUUGUUUAGGUUUAAACGAGACCUUAACUUUCGUGAUGUGCAUUUUUCUCUUUGUGCUAACUUAUAAUUUUGUGUGUCUCAGCAAGGGAUGCUGCCCUAAACUCCUUUGGUAUUGCUGGAUUUACCAAUAAAUGUGGUAUGGAUGCUUGUGGGGCUAUGAUGUUAUACUUUUUAACAACUCUCCCUGUAGUUUAUCAUCAUUAUAUCUACAUUUAGCUGGUACUUUUAGAAUUCUCUACAACAGAUAUCAAUAGAAAUGCAAUAAUGAAAUUAUUUUGGAAACAGAUAAGUACUUAAUCAAAUAAACUAAAGGAAAUGUUAGCACACAAAAAACAACUUGAACACAAAAAUGAGAAAAGGUUCAGCACAAUACAUAAAGCAAUAACUGUUAUUUUAUUGUAUGGUAAUAUUUACAAUUAUAUGAUUCACAAAUUAUUCUCAAAUUAUUAUUUAAUGUCUCCCACAGCACUGAUUAAUUAAUUUAUAGUUUUACACAUUUUAUUUAUUGCUUUCACCCAAAUGACAUUUCGCUUUUACCUUAGCCAGUAAAAGGGAUAACUUUGGGAGGUCACAUCAGUUAAAUUGGAAAGGGAGGGGGGCUUGAGAGGAUGACAUGACCUGGUGCUUAAUUUAUUCAUAAUCUUAAUAUGCUUCAUUUCUGAGAAAAUAUUGCUGGCCUUAGUUGAAAGUAUGCAUUAACUUACUUUAAGGUAUAAUUACAGGUUUCUUGACCAUUUGAUAUUUAUAUGCAAAUAUUUCUCACACUGUUACUUACUUUUUUUUGUUUCUUUUUUGGUCCUAAUUUUAUUCUAUAUUUAAAGGUUUUAUUAUACGCUGAAAUUUUGUUAGUUCAUUGCACUACAUGGACUCCAUACUGCAUUGUUGCUUUAGAAAUGCUUUUUUUUUUCUCUUCUAUGAUCGUUCCAAAAAUAAUUCUGCAAAAACCAACAGAAAACAAAGAAACAUACUAGAUCAUAUAUGUAGAAACACUGACCUAAAUUAUAUAUCCUUUUAUUAACUAAUACAAAUGUUUAUGGACGGUUUUCAGUGAUUUCCAUAGGCUUAUAACAUAGCUAAUUUUCAACAGAAACUUUUCAGCAUUACAUUAUAUUAAAGUUAAAUAAACCACUAAAAUCAUUUUUUUUUUUGACAUAACUUUUAAAUAAUAAAUUUUUAAAAAUUUGUUUAAUACAGAUUGUGACAUGUUUUGUGGUGCUAGAAUUACAGUUGAUGUGAUGCUAGGAAUUUCUACUUCACAAUUAUAAGCAACUUUUUUUAAUGCAGAACUUUUUAUUUUGUUUCACAACAUAAUUUUCUUACCUAAGUCUUUAUUAAAGAAAAAGUUUCAUGUCAAAAUACUAAACUAUUGUAGUUUGGUCUCCCAACAGCUCAAAUUGCCCUGGCCUUACAGAAAUAUCACAAUGAAAACGACCUCUCCAUGAACCCUGAAGAUGCUGAUGAGACUGUGUUUGACACCAUCACCAGCCUCAUGGGGGAAAAAAUUACCAGAAUGGCUCGUAACCAGACAGAACCAGCUUUCAAAUUAAGUGAACUGAAUGGUGGAAAGCUGAGGAAGACUUCGUCCAACAAGAAAGGAACAGUUAGCUUUAGUUCUGUCCCUUUGUUAUCUGUGGAGGAACCCAAGUCUCCUAAGGAGAAAGUCAUUGAUCCUGUGGUGGAUGAAGAAGAUGAAGGGAACAAAUCAGGGGAUGAGUUGAGUGUGGAUGAGGAACACAAGGGUGCACCAGACUUAGGUAGGGCACGCUAAAAGGUCUUAAACCAAGUUUGUUUGUGAGAUUUGUUAGUGUAAAAUAUUCCAGGAAAAAUCACUAUUAUUAGCUUGUUCGUUUUAUCAUUAAAAGAUUUGUAAAAAAAUCUUUGUGAAAUAAAAAUAAUAUAAUGCAUAGUUUCCCUGAUUAGUUUAAGAUAUAUUUUAUGGCAGAGUUACUAAGUAAGUUAUUUCAUUUUUUUGUCAAGCAUUUUACGUGGCUAGUGUUGUUACAUAGAUUUGAUACACAGAAAGACAUUAAAUAAAUAAGACUUCAGUUGAAUGUAUGAGUGUAAAAAAAUUUUUUAUUGAGGACAAUUGUUCAUUGGAAUAUAAUUUUAAAAAAAGUAUUUAAUUUUAUCUGCAUUGAUUUCUUCCAAUAAUUUACAGGAAAUGUUGAUCACAGGCAUGGUGCCGGCAGGGUCCUGCAGUUCUACACAGACAUGGGACAAGAAAAGUUAGUUUAUUUUUUAAUGAUCUGGUCUCUAUACCCCAGCAUGACUAUAUUUUUAGAAGAAAAUAUAUCGGUGUGAUUUAAAAACUAAAUAAUGACUAUGGCAAUCUGUUGGUUAUAUUUAAUUUUUACUUUAUGCAAGUGAAUAGUCAUAAUGGGAGAUUGUAAAUCAAUCACUUGGCCCACCUGUUUAUGCUGGUUAUGAGGCGGUUGAUGCCAUUUGCAAGACACAAGGAUCAUUUUGAUAACAGCAAGGCUAUUUAAGGAUGUUGAAAACCAUAUCCCCUGAACUAGCUAGCUCUCAUAUUUGUCUGUAAUGCUAUGGGACAAAAUAAAUCUUUGACUCCCUUUCACCAGGCUGACCACAGGACCACCACCUGUGACCAUCUUCUCUGGAUCCAGGCGUACAAACUGCCACAUUAUGUCAGAGCCCAGACAGUUGUGUUGUCUUGAGUGGGGGCCCGUAAGUUCAUCUUCUAUCAGUGGCAUAACAAAAUAUUAAAAAGAGCAAUCAGUAUUUGCCUGGCCGAGCAUUUUCUAACAAAUAAAAUAACUCCUAAUAAUUAUUAAAUGAAAAAAUGCAAUUGAACAAAAUGAAAGCUUUUUGUUUUUUAAGUUUAAAAAUUUUGUAAAAGUUGUUAAAAUUCCAGAUCUGAAGGACUCAUUUUUUACAAAUCUGUUUCCCUCCAGAGCUGUGCACACUGCAAAUAUAAAAAUGCUAAUGAUGAGAGGUGGCACCACCAGCUGAUUAUUUUGGCUGCCGAGCAUGCAACAAGUGGAAUAUUUAACUUCAUCGUCCCACUGAGGUCAUCAUUUAUUGGAAUCAAUGGUCUCAGUCCCAUUGUUUUACUAUUGGAAGAGAAGUAAGGAAACACCUUUGAUGUUCUGGAAUCUCCACUUGGAGACAUCAAUAGAUCACUGUGUUCAGGAACAGUUUUGAACAAAUAGCUUGACUGCCAAUAUUUGGGAACUGUGUGCAUACAAAGAAAUGUUUUUUUACUCAGAACUAUUAGACAACCUGCAUGUUUGGUUGAAGCUGAAAUUAAGAAAUUUCAAAACGUUCUAGAGCUAAUAAUUUGUAUUAUGAACAUAAAAGAAGGAAAUGUGCAAAGUUUAAACCAGGUUUAUUUUUUCAUGCCAGUUGGGGUGUUGCGUGGUGUGAAGUGGAAGUGAGGGCUGAGUGUUCAGGGUUAGACAGUUUUAUCAUCUAGUUUUGUAUAAUGAAAAAAAAAAAAAUGUUCAUAAACAAAAAAGACUUUACUGAAUUAAUUAUUUGUAAGUGAUACUUAAAAAGAGGACAUAACGUUGAACUGUUUUUUCAUUCUCAGGCCAGACUACCUGUUUCUGGAUACAAUAGCCCAGUUUCCUUUAGUCUACUACAUGAUUGGAAGAAUUCAAAAGUGAGUUGAACAAACUGUUUUCAUUUAUUGAAAUUCUGCUUAAAUGUUACUUAAGCAUUUAUUUUACAUUUAUUGAACCUAUUUUUCUAAUAAAAAUGUAUAAUUUUAUUUCAUUUUAAAAAUGAUUUGAACUAAAAUUGAGUAAGUGUUCCUUAUGUUCUCAUGCUAUCAUUUAGAGGAGACCUUCAUUGUGUCACUGUUGUUUUUAAUGUGUAAAUUAAAUUUCAUGUAGAAUCAUACAGUUUUGCACACACAAAAACUUAAUAUAUUUUUUUUUUUUACUUCAUUGUUCAGUGUUGAUGAUCUGUUGGUUGCUGGUAUAAAUAAAGCCAGCCAUCUAGUUGUUGUUAACCGGGAUUCUGAUUCUGACUAUGGAGGGGAGGAAAUUCUCGCUGACUCUGAAACCAUUGUUGCUGUACAAACUAUCUUUAGGUAAACACACUGAAUUUUACAUAAAAUGAUUUUUUUUUUAAACUUUGUAUUUAAUUUUUUAGAAUCUGUGGUUAAGCUUCCGUCAUCUGAUUUUAACACAUCUUGUAUUUUUGUCAGGCUGUUCCCCAAUACUUAUGUUGUGACUGAGCUAAGUCAAGCCUCUAACAUGAGGUUCAUGCAAUUCUCAGCACAAGAUGCUUACUCCCAGAAGGCUUCCAGACUUGAACAGGUGAGGGUCAGCGAUCUUGAGGCCAGAAAUAUAUCCAAUGCCUGUCAACAAAUUUUCUACACAGUCUGGUUCUGAUCAGACAAUUGUGGUUAAGUUGUUAAUCCUUCAAAAAGUGACUUCUUAGUAUGGUUAUUUUUUAAUAUAGCUACUUUUGAUUUUUUUUCAUAAAGACACAUCGUGAGUAGCUCUCAAAAGUAUUAACAUUUCCAAAAAAUCAUCAUGACAUUUUGUAUUUCAUUUUUUAUUUCCCGGUUGAUUGCGUGCUAUAAAAUAACAAUGCCAUAAACUUAAAAACAGUGUCAUAAUCUUACAUUGGAAUUUAAUUACAAACAAUGCCAUAAAUGUACAGUGACAUAAACUUACUUACAAACAAUGCCAUAAAUGUACAGUGACAUAAACUUACUUACAAACAAUGCCAUAAAUGUACAAUGCCAUAAACUUACAAACAUUUCAAUUUGCACAGAAACUAAAAGACACAAUGACAACAAAUCUCAACCACAUCUUCCGGCUUCCAUUUGCUGCCGGCCAGGUUUUCUCAGCCAGUAUGUUGGACACCCUCCUAUACCAGGUAAGAUGAAUUCCAUUUAAGAGUCUUUCAUAUUAUAUGAAAUGGUACUUUAAUGGUUACAAAUCAUCAAGCUCUAAGCUAUUUGGGGAAUGGAAAUGUGAAAUCUCAGCUCUGAUUGAUCUCAAUUGUAAAAAUAAACUAGUAGACAAAAUCUUUGCAAAUUUUUUGUUUGUUUUUGUUCCAGACUUUUGUCAAAGGUUACCUCAUAAGUUUUGUGAGGUUAUUGCUGGGUAUAGAUGCUGAAGAGGGCUCUGGACAUUUGUCUAGUGUAAGUAUGUCCGUAUGAUAGUUUUUAAGAUGUGAUGGUCAUUUAGUUUCACGCACACAAAAAAACCCCACUCAUAUUAGUUAACAUUGUUUUUAUUUAUUGCCCUAUUCAGCUGCAUCAGCAUGGGGUGCACAGUACACCACCCCAGUGAGCAAUCAUGUAUCAUGGGUUCCUUUGUGCAUUUCAUAGUCUGUGUAAAAAAUAAAUAACAUGAACCAAGUGGUACAGAAUUGUCAUUUAAAUGAGAGAGUGUGGUAAAAAUAAUUUGCCAGUCUUGUAUACAUGAGAUGACAGUGCACUGGACAAGCUGCACUGUAGCCUGGCCUGUGAGUAUCACCUGUCAUAGCUAUCUUUUCAUCAUGCUGUUGUUAUUCUUGUUAAAGUGGUGCCACAGGGUUGUCAUUUCCAUCAAACAAACCAUGAAAUUUGUCAUGAAAAUUACAAACAUUAGCUUACACCAUAUUCUAAUGUAAAUUAAAACCUUACCUCUACAAAAUAAAAUGAGUAAAACAGAGUAGGGUUAAACCUGAAAAAAUAAACGCAACAAAACAGCGAACAUGACGGCAGAAAGCCUUCGUCAGCGAACAAAACAACAGAAAAAACGGUAUAAAAAUAAAAAUAAGAAACAGCACUUAGCUGGUAAGUAGUAUCUGUGGGCAGCAAUAGAAGUGUGCUGUUUUUUAAUACCGUUAUUUUUAUUUUUUUCUGUUAUUUUGACGAAGGCUUUCUGCCGACACGUUCGCUGUUUUGUUGCGUUUAUUUUUUCAGGUUUAACCUUACUCUGUUUUACUCAUUUUAUUUUGUACUUACCUGAUUGCAGUCUCUUCCCUUAUUACCCCUUACCUCUACAUAUUUCAGAUCCGAGUGAAAAGAGCCACUAUUCACAAAUUCCCAGAGUAUGGUGACCUAUAUGAUGGCUUGUGCUCUGCCACUGGAGAGAUUCCAUUUGCUAUUUAUAGGACUGAGAAGAUUGCAUACACUGAGACAGAUGACAGACCCCAGACAUUUUUUGGAGAGAGAAUAUCUGAGUUUCCUCAUGUUCACCAUCGACCAAAAGUUAGUGCCAUCAAUUUUUUUUGAAACUCAAGAAAAAUUAGAUAUAAAAUUGUAUUUGAAAAUUAUUCACAUAUUCCAAUUAGUCACAUAUGAUGGCAAUGCAAAAAGGAAAUGCAGAAAUAAUAAUGAUGAAAUAAAGCCUAAUGUAAGCACAAAAACUCUCAAAUUGCUUUUUUAUAUUUUGUUAAUAAACUUCCACUAAAUAAAUGACCUUUCAGCUUAAGCAACCGUCCCCAUUUUAACUUUGUAACGAUAAUACUUUCUAUCCCUGAUAAAUAAAAUUGUUUAUUUCCAAUAUAUAUAAAUAUAUAUUUAUAACUAUAUUUCAGCACAAGGCCAAAAAGUUCAAGCACAAUCCAGAAGGCUUGAAACAGUCACAGUCAACCAUCAGUCGACAUCGCUUCUCCAUGAUAUGCAAACCUGAUCAGGGGGACCUAGGUGAUCUUAUCCGCAACAGACUUAAAUCAUUGGACCUCUCAGCCAGUGAUUAUAGUAAGUUGUUCACUUAAUAAAUCCAUGCACCUGUCCAACAUUUAUUACACAGAGCUGUUCACUGAUUGAAAUUUAUUGGGCCAGUCUGUCAAUGGUUAUCGCAGGGUUGCUCACCUAAAAUGGGCAUUUUGAAAACAAUUCUCAUAAAAAUAUCCAAUUAUAAAACAACCCCUAAAGCAAAUAUUUAUGUAUAAAUCCUUUAUAAAAUGUAAUUUUAAGCAAUGGGGGAUGGGGCUGAAAACACACUUAAUAAGAAUCCCAAUUAGUCGUUCCCCCCCCCCCCCCCCCAAGGCUUGCAACUGCAAUUUUUGUUCACCCCUCCUAAACUAUAAUAAUAUUCUAAUGACCCACCCACUUUUACACUGCAGAUUUAUUUCACCAACUAUUUCAGAAAAACAAAAGAAAAUAUUACGCACCUCAGCUACUUGCGAUAUUUUUUUUUUUGGUAAAGAAUCUUUUUAGUGCAGUUAUCAGGAAAAUUAUUUUGUGCAAUCAGUGUUCAUCAUAUUUCCUUCAUCUUCCCCUUGAAAAACAGAUUUUUGUGGGGUGGGGCUGAAAAUUUGAUAGAAUGUGUUGUCAUUGGCAGUGCGUCUAUGUGCCAUUUUUCAGUUCGAUAGGUUGAUGUGUAGUGGGUCAACUAGCCAUCCAAAAAUUUUGCCAGCUAGCCACAAGCAAGAGCAAAUUUAAAAUAAAGGAUUUAAAAAUAAAUCAUCAAUAUUUCAUCUAUUUCAGGUGACAUCAAAAGACGCCCAGACACCUUAUCUUAUGUUAUCACAAACCCAUCUCCCAAACGCAGACUAAGGAUAGGUGAUAUAAUGUAAGUGUAAUAUCAUGAAAUUUUCAAACAGGAAUUUUGAAAUUAUGUUACAAAAUCAGCCCAACACCACUGAAACACAAAAUGAGUAAGUGGUCCGUGAGUCAAUUAAUUAAUUAUUUCUGAAAUCUAAAGCAAUUUGUAAAAAAUUAAAUAUAAAUCUUCACAAAUCUUCUAUGUGUCCGCAGUUAUGUGAUUCAGCCAUCAUCUAUGUAUGCCAAGCCAUCCAAGCAGAAGUUUUACAUGCAUCGCUCUCACAGCUUCAGUGGAACAAACAGUGCAAACAGCCUGGUCCCACCACCUCAAACAAAUGGAAUGUUCACCAGAGAAGAGAAAGUCGGUCGCUUCAAGUUAAGUCGGAAUCUCUCAGAAAAGCAGCUGAGGCCCAGGAGUAUGACAAUAAUUGGGAAUGAAACUGCGACACAGUUAAGUCAAAUAUAAGUUGAAUCCAAGAGAGGAUAAGUGAGCUCAUCGUUCAACAAAACAGUAGGCAGUUGCCUGUGUUCUGCUGAAAAUCAAUGCAUAAGAAAUAUUAUUUUGCUUCAGAUAGUUUAUAAUUGAACUGAAUUUUAUGGAUGGUGAGCCAUAGCUCAAAUUUUUAUACACAUAUUAAAUGAUAUUUUAAAUAAGCAAUAAACUAAUUCCAUUUUCCUCAUGAGACAAAUAAGGUACAGCUAGCAUUUCUCAGUAAAAUACAUUGGAUGAUUGUAGAUAAAAGUGUAAUUUGAGUCAUAAGACAUUGGCUCCACGUAGUAUAAUAUAUAUAUCAAUAUUAUCUUACAUUAUAGUGCCUGAUGUGACCUACAAUAACACUGCUGUUUAAUACUUAAGUUCUAAAUGCUUGUGUUUUAAUAUAUUAAGUUUUUGUCCUGUUCACAAUGAGAUUUUUAAAUGAUCAUUUGGUACAUAGCUGCAGACAAUCUGAAACUGCCACAAUGCUCACCAGCAGGAAAUGUUUUGUAUCAAAUGUAUAUUAUCUUGUAUUUUUUUUGCCUGUUGGCCAUGCAGGAAGUUGCACUUUCAAUUCUUUCAUAGGGUACAUCCUCAAAUAGUUUUUUUACAAAUGUCUUCAUUAUUUUAACUUAAGAGUUUUACCCUAAGUCAUUCCGUGCCUGCAAUCAACUUCAUUUUUUACAUACUUGAAACUUGACAUUUCAUAAAACUGAACAUAAAUGUUUCAUUCCUUAUUCCAUUUUUUAAAAAUAUAAAAACACUUUGUGUUUGAGGUGCUUUAUUGUUGGCCUCUAUUGUACAUUUAAAACUGGCUUUGAUAAUAAAAGCUUUGGAACUUUUUAUACAGUCUAGUCGAUACUCAAAAGGUCCUGAUUUAAUUGCUUACAUAAUGGAGAUGACAUUGUCUUUUUUAUGAAACAGAUAUCAAGUCUUUGAAAUUGUGUAGUAAUAAGUUUAAUUAUUUUUUAUACCAAUGAAUAUUUUCAUAUUCUAGAGAAAUAAUUUUACUUUUUACAUAUCACAUUUCCAUUUUUUUAAAGAUCCUUAUAAUGUUUUUUUUUUGUUAGUAUGUGUGAUAAUGAUUUUUAAAAUAAUAGGUUUGUGUGUUUUUGUAGCAUCAGACAGGAAGAUGCUUGCAGUUAUUUUCUCUUCAGUGGACUGGUAAAUGUAUAAAGAAAAGUGCUUGACAUUUAGAGACAUUUUUGUACCAAUUUAUGUACACUGUUAUUGUUAUUUAGAUAAAAAAAAUUUUACAAUUGUGUGUUAUAAAUGUAAAAUCUGAAUUCAAAUGUAUCUCAACAAAAUGUCUAUAAUAUUUAUAUUGUAAUUAUUUUUAUGGAUCUGUCUUUCAGUGGAUGGUAAUUUUAAAGCCAUGAUUUACUCAAUUGUGGUCAUUCUUAGUAUUCUAUUUAAAGUACAGUUGUUCAUGUCCAAAGUCCUGUUGACAAUGUUUGAAUAAAUUAAAAGCAAAUUAAUGUUGAAAGUACAAAUUAACUCUACAUACAUUUUAAUUAACAGUAGUCCAUUUAUUACAAAAAUAAGGAAUGCUACUAAAUGAAUAAAACAACUAAAGUUAUUAUUUUUUUCAUCAGUUUUUAUACCAAAUUUUCAAAAUAUUUUGUAAAUUAAAAGAUAUUGAUAUUUCUUGUAGCCUUCACUUAAAAAAUCAUUUUUACUUUGUCAAUCUAGCAUUAACAUUCCUAUCUUGGUUGUUUUUAAAUGUUUAUUGUUGUUUAUGUAAAAAAAUUCCCUUUUGUGUAUACAAAUAUUUAAAAUGUACUUAAUUUCUGGCAUUGUUCUAUUACUCUUUAAUUUAUAUUUAGGGCCAUGCAAAUUACUGUACAAAAAAGUUAUGUGCAGAUCCAUAAACUUACCAAAUGUAGUAAUUCAAUUUAAAAAAAAAUAAAGUAAGAUAGUCCAACCUUGUGAAGUUCCAGUGUAUAUUUUGAUGUAUAUUACAAAGUGUCUUGACAUUUAGAUCUCCAUAAAUAGAAACAAAAUAAAAUUAAUGUUUAUUCUUCUCAAGUAAAUAUAAGAGUUUUGCUUGAUCCAUAAUUAGCCAUUAUUGGUGCUUUAAUUUUCUGACUUUAGUUUUUGUUUUUUUAAUUGCCAGACUUGCAAGCCACUUGCAUGUCAAAGUUAACAUAAGAACAUGCACAGCAGGAAGAAAACUUAAAUUCAUUGAUACUCUCUGGUAACCACAUAUUUUGAAGUGGAGACUAGCAUUGUACACCCUUAACAGCUAGCAGUGGGGACUAGCUUCAUACACCUUUUAUCUGACCAGCAAGCUGGGGGUGGAAAGCAUUGUUCCAAAAUCUUUCAUCUAUGAAACAAGAUUUGUGGCAGUAAUAUUUAUGGGAAUUGGUCAAUUGGAUUGGUUGACAAACAUGAUGUAUGUAUAUUAAAUGUUUGUUACCUGACAUAUCAGAUUAAAACCUGUUAAUCAUUGGUAGAUAUAUUUAUAUACAUAUAUUUUGUACAAUUGUUUGUGGCUUUCAAUUUAAAGUUUGUUGCUCUUAAAAAAAAAUUAGGUUCUUUAGUUAUGACAUAUUUCUUUGUGUGUUUGUGUGUGCUAUGUUUUGUGUUCAAGAAAGAUUGAGCAAAGUCCAUCCAUCUUCAUCGCUUGUAUAGCACACAACAAUCAUGACUAGCAUUGGUAAUAUUGUUUACUUUAUCAUUGAAUCAUUCCCAUUGUUUUUUAUCUAAGAAAUUAUUCUCCACUUCUUGCCUUACACCUUGACACAUACACUAAUGUGUGUUGUCUUAGGUGUCUUAUUUAAAAAAAAAUUUUUACUAGUCAGUCUUUCUGUAUUGUCCAGAAAAAUUGUUUCAGAAUGUAAAUCAAGUUUUAUAUCAAUAAAAUAUGUCUGUGGUAAGCAGAUUUAAUAAAAUUUAUUGUGUUUUUGUUGUGUGUG
This is a messenger RNA of Lymnaea stagnalis (great pond snail), 31711 nucleotides long. NCBI's taxonomy places the organism in Eukaryota, Metazoa, Mollusca, Gastropoda, Lymnaeidae. The record is from the annotation of a GenBank genome assembly.